This is a messenger RNA of Serinus canaria (Common canary), 2882 nucleotides long. It is a transcript of the gene AP3M2, whose product is annotated as adaptor related protein complex 3 subunit mu 2. Gene Ontology annotation, biological process: endocytosis; intracellular protein transport. Gene Ontology annotation, cellular component: cytoplasmic vesicle; clathrin adaptor complex. The transcript has 8 exons. The record is from RefSeq and is a predicted model, not a curated record. Lineage: Eukaryota; Metazoa; Chordata; Aves; Passeriformes; Fringillidae. The coding region runs from base 79 to 1335 and encodes 418 amino acids.
GGGGCGGGGCCUGUGCAGGGAGGGCUCUGAGGGGUUUCGGUCCGGCUCGGCACGGCACGGCCUGGUCCGGCCGCAGCCAUGAUCCACAGCCUGUUCCUCAUCAACGCCUCGGGGGACAUCUUCCUGGAGAAGCACUGGAAGAGCGUCGUGAGCCGCUCCGUCUGUGACUAUUUCUUUGAGGCGCAGGAGCGGGCCUCGGAGGCGGAGAACGUGCCUCCGGUGAUCCCCACGCCUCACCACUACCUCCUUAGCGUCUACCGGCACAAGAUCUUCUUCGUGGCCGUCAUCCAGAGUGAGGUGCCACCGCUCUUCGUCAUCGAGUUCCUGCACCGCGUCGUGGACACGUUCCAGGAUUAUUUUGGUGUCUGUUCAGAGGUGAUCAUCAAGGACAAUGUUGUGGUGGUUUAUGAGGUGCUGGAGGAGAUGCUGGACAAUGGCUUCCCACUGGCAACAGAGUCCAAUAUUCUGAAGGAGCUGAUAAAGCCACCUACAAUUCUGAGAACAGUCGUCAACACCAUCACAGGAAGCACUAAUGUGGGUGACCAGCUUCCCACUGGACAGCUCUCAGUGGUGCCUUGGAGACGUACUGGUGUAAAAUACACCAACAAUGAGGCCUAUUUUGAUGUGAUUGAGGAGAUAGAUGCAAUCAUUGACAAAUCAGGUUCCACUAUUACUGCUGAAAUCCAGGGAGUGAUUGAUGCUUGUGUCAAGCUGACUGGGAUGCCAGACCUUACCCUCUCCUUUAUGAAUCCCCGGCUCUUGGAUGAUGUCAGCUUUCACCCGUGUGUGCGUUUCAAGCGCUGGGAGUCAGAGAGAAUCCUCUCCUUCAUUCCUCCUGACGGCAAUUUCCGCCUGCUCUCCUACCAUGUCAGUGCUCAGAACCUUGUGGCAAUUCCUGUCUAUGUGAAGCACAACAUCAGUUUUCGUGACAGCAGCUCGCUGGGACGGUUUGAGAUCACAGUGGGGCCAAAGCAGACCAUGGGCAAGACUGUAGAGGGAGUGAUGGUCACUAGCCAGAUGCCAAAAAGUGUCUUAAAUAUGACCCUCACACCCUCCCAGGGAACACAUGCCUUUGAUCCAGUUACAAAGUUACUGUCAUGGGAUGUUGGGAAAAUAAACCCCCAGAAACUGCCAAGUCUGAAGGGGACUGUGAGCCUGCAAGCUGGGACAUCAAAACCAGAUGAAAACCCCACCAUUAACCUGCAGUUUAAAAUUCAGCAGUUGGCUAUAUCUGGACUGAAGGUGAAUCGCCUGGACAUGUAUGGGGAGAAGUACAAGCCAUUCAAGGGGAUAAAAUACAUGACUAAGGCUGGCAAGUUCCAAGUCCGAACCUAGAGGCUCCUGAGAGCAAGAAGAGCACUUUUCUUACUUCCCCUGGCCCUGGCUGUUGGAUGCAGCCUCUUAUCCCACCCAUCUGUUUAGGGUUGCUCCCUUGUCUGCAGUAGCAUAAGCAGGAAAGCCAGUGCUCAGAGUGCUGGAAGCAGGGAAAAGUAAGGUUGACCUGAAACCACCUCAUCCCUUCCUGAGUCUGAAGUUUUUGGAACAAUAGUAGAUGGGAGAGUUGCUCAGGUCCCUUAGGAUUAGUGAGUCAGCUGUGUAAGCUUGUAUCACCUUUAUUUUGCUGUUUUAGAGGAAAUUCUAGGGAUUUAUGGCCUUUUGUAGCUCCUCUUCCUUGUGUUUUGUUUGGCUUUUAUCCCGUUGUACAUGCUGCAAAGUUGAAUUUCCAGACUUCCAUGUGAUGAUCCAGCACCUGCAUUCCUGUAUCACUGGGUGUGAGGGUGUAGAGCUGUGCAGCUCUUGCCAGCAGAGAGAACAUUGAGCUGUUCUGCCUCAAAAGGAUUGGAAGAAGUGGAAGGGUAGAUUGUUCUACCCAGGAUGGUAAUCUGAGAAGCCUGAGACCACAAAGAAAAGAAGAGAAGGAUUCUGUUCUUUCUCUAGGUAUUUCAUAUGGUAUCCUGGUCAUCAAGGAUCUUGAGUCUCUGAAUACAGACUUGAAAUACAUUCAGAUCUUGUAACUGAUGGGCAGUGGUACCUCCAUGUAAUUCUGCUUCUCCUCUUGUUUCAUCAGUGGUUGAAGGUAGGAGUUCUCCCAGGUUAUUUGGGGAAUCAGAAGAGACAGACAGGGGAACUUCUGUGGAGACAGCACUGAUGGAAUUGGAAGCUGUGGCUACAUGAAGAUAACCACUGUCCUAGUAACUUGUUGGAGCCUCCUUUUCCCUCUCCUUUCCUAUUGCAAAUGAUGCUGAUAGUGCUGUUUCCCUGCUCACUGAUGUCUUCCUUUGAGAUAAUUGUGACCUGGUACCUUUGUAGUGUUCCUCCUGUCCUACCUCAUUUCAGUUUCUGUACCACUCAGGUGCUGUGCAGAUGGAUUCAAACCCAUGCCAGGUUUUUCACUGGGAUCAUCUCUUCCUGCUGUAUCUGCCAGGUUUUUCACUGGAUCAUCUCUUCCUGCUGUAUCUGCCCAUUCCAGGCUGUGGCACAUCCCUCUGUAGAGCAGAAACAGGAACAGAGAGGCACCUGCACUGUUCACAUGGUCUGUAUCAGGCUCUUUGGCACUACAGGCCAGUGCAUUUUCUCUUGGUGGCAGAACUUGCACCUAAGCUGCUGCACACAUGAGCACACACGUGUGGCUCUGGAGUCCAGCGUGUGCAGUUCAUGUUUGUGAACAGAACAGGGGGACCCUAAUGAGGGAGAGCAUUCACUCCACCUUGCAUGUGGUGGGCACUUCAUGAGUGGCACCUUGCUUGUGGCAUUGCCAGUUCCUGUGCAGCUGAAGAAUGCCAGAGCAGGUGACAUUCUGUGAGGUGACGUAACUGCUGAGCAUGGUCAGUGCAAACAAAACCUUCAACAAGGGCAUCAAUAAAAUUAAUUUUUACAUGUCA